This is a messenger RNA of Mytilus trossulus (common blue mussel), 5282 nucleotides long. RefSeq names its product erlin-1-like. The transcript is spliced from 12 exons. Gene Ontology annotation, molecular function: cholesterol binding; ubiquitin protein ligase binding. The coding region runs from base 130 to 1116 and encodes 328 amino acids. The record is from RefSeq and is a predicted model, not a curated record. Lineage: Eukaryota; Metazoa; Mollusca; Bivalvia; Mytilida; Mytilidae. Gene Ontology annotation, biological process: SREBP signaling pathway. Gene Ontology annotation, cellular component: endoplasmic reticulum membrane; endoplasmic reticulum.
UUGGAGAAUAUUGUGUGACUUUUUGUUGUGUCAACAGAAAUUAGAUAAGUAGUAUGUAUCCUUUACAAAAUUGACAACAAUAUAUGUUGCAUUAAAUCAGAGGAACAGAUAGAUAAGUAGAAUUCAGAAAUGGCAAAUCCAUUGGCAGGACUUGGAGUGGUUGGUGUAGGAUUAGCAUUGCUGAUUAAUUUUUCUAUUCAUAAGAUAGAAGAAGGACAUGUUGGCGUGUAUUAUAGGGGAGGUGCUCUUCUGACGUCAACUAGUGCUCCAGGAUUCCAUUUUAUGUUUCCAUUCCUCACAUCUUUCAAAGCUGUACAGACAACACUACAGACAGAUGAAGUAAAGAACGUACCCUGUGGUACUAGUGGUGGUGUUAUCAUUUUCUUUGAUCGAGUUGAAGUUGUGAACAAACUGAACAUCGAUUCUGUGUAUGAUAUCGUAAGGAAUUACACUGCUGAUUACGACAAAACUCUCAUCUACAACAAAGUACAUCACGAACUGAAUCAGUUCUGUAGUAUACACACUCUACAGGAAGUCUACAUAGAUUUAUUUGAUCAGAUAGAUGAGAAUCUCCGUACAGCCCUGCAGGGUGAUCUAGGAAACAUGGCGCCAGGUUUAUCUGUACAAGCUGUUCGAGUCACAAAACCUAAAAUCCCAGAACAAAUCAGAAAAAAUUAUGAAUCUAUGGAAGGAGAGAAAACAAAGUUACUUAUUUCUAUUCAGAAACAGAAAGUGGUAGAGAAAGAGGCAGAAACAGAGAGGAAAAGAGCUGUUAUAGAGGCUGAAAAAGUUGCUCAGGUGUCCACAAUUCAGUGGCAGCAAAAGAUAACGGAGAAAGAAUCACAAAAGAAGAUAUCAGAAAUAGAAGAUGCUACCCAUUUAGCUAAAGAAAGAGCCAAAGCAGAUGCUGAAUUCUACAGAGCCAAGAAAGAAGCAGAGGCUAAUUCAGCUAAACUGACUGACCAAUACUUGGAGAUGUUACGUUACCAAGCCAUUACUACCAAUACAAAGAUAUACUUUGGUAAUAGUAUUCCACAGAUGUUUAUGGACCCUAGUGGAGUUGUCCAAACUUCUCAACAGAAAAGUGCUUCAUCAAAAGUUUCUGAAAAUAAUUAAAAGUUUAGAGGAAGAUGAUCAUCUGUGAUACGAAUGAGUAAAACCAAAGUGGAAAAUGUCUAAAAACAGAACUGAAAUGGAAAUGUUGUUUCUUAAUAUAGAACCAGAAUGGAAAUUUCAAAAUAAAAAAAAAGAACCUUAAUAUAAAACCUAACCCCAAAAAAAUUAGUCUAAAGCAAAGUGUAAUUUUGGACCUCAAGAUGUUAAAUCAAUUUAAUUGUAUAGGAUUGACAUAUUCCACAGUACCAAGUGUUUCCAUUCUCUUAUCUUUUUGUGCCAUUUGAAUCUUAUUUAUAAAGUUAUAAAGACUUAUUAAAAUGCACCAUAUAAUAUUUCUAAAAUUGUAAGGUUUAUUAGUGUUUGAUACUGUAAAUACAGAAAUUAUUGUGAUUUAAGACAAAAUGCUAUUAUUUGUUUUUUGCGUAACUGAGUAAAGUAUAGUUUCAUUCAUAUAAAUAAAUCCAAAACCAUGUUGCUAUAAUAAAAAAAACUUUCCAAUAAUUUCUGAAUUUGCAGUAGCGGAGAGCAUUGACAGGUCUUCAAAUGACGAGUUUGCAAUCAUACCUCAAUUCAAGUAUGUUAUAACUUAUUAGAAUCUUUAUGCUAAAAUUAUUACUUACAAAAUUGCAUGGUCUUCAGUUUAUAUUGAUAGUAUAAUUAUUUUUUUUAUUUUUAUUUUUUUAUCAGUAAUAAGAUUGAUAAUAUUUUCAAUUUGAGCUGCCUCUGUUUAACUGUCAAAAGUAUUAAAAAAUUGUGAAGUAAAUAUUUAAAACAUGGAAUUAAUGUGUAUCCAACAAAUUAUGUAAAUUCAAUAUUUAUUAUAAUUUAUAUUAUGAAAACAGUAGUGAAAUAUUUACUGCAACUUUCAUUUAUAGCCGUUUUAAAUAUUUUAAGUGGAAGUGAUGCUGUAUUUACACAAUUUUGACAUGCUUUUUUCACAAGUUUUCAAGGUUUUUUGGUCUUUUGAAUUGUGUUGCACAAUUGUAAACUUAAAUAUAAUCACAUUCUUUAUUCAUAUAGAUGUAACUAAAAUUCUCUUUUUAUGUUUUGUACUAAAAUUUCUUACAUAGCGUAAUUACAAUAGUGCCUUUGUACGAUUUAAUACUGUUGUUGGAGAUUGUUAGAUAUUUAUAGUGUUGUGAUUACCUGUAUGUAAAUUGUAUGUUAAUAGCAAUCAAAAUAUCUAACGCUCUAAUGUUUGAACGAGCAAAAUAUUGUUUCCUUAGACGUGUCAUUUCUUUGUCAUAUACUAUUGUAGGUUUUCAAAAUAGUUUCUAUCUCAGAUGUUGAUCCAAGAUUUUGAAAAAGAGGGUGCCUAACACUCAUUCUGUCAUCUGUAAUCAUAACAUACUAUAUACUAUUGAUGCUCCUGUAGCCCAGUCACUGUGUCUGUGUUUGAUGAAUAAAGUUUGAACAAAAAGGCAACAUUAGGAUGGAGACUAGUUAAAAGUCUAUGAAUUAACCAUUUGUGUAGCACCUCAUGGUCCUCAUCCCAAACAAAAUGCAUUUCUAAUUUAGGUGUUGAAUGUAAAGUAUAAAUUUACACCAAUGAACAUUUUUGGAUACCAUGAAAAUUAGAAUUUGAGGUAAUAAGUUAGAUAUUGUUUGUUUCCUAAAACCUAGAGUUGUGAUAAGGCUGGUAUAUCUUUGGGAGCAAAUAUAUACUGACUAAAUAUAUGGGGUCAUGUGCCAACACUUGUAUCAACAAAAUACACCUAGAAAUAAUUAGCCUGGGUAAUGUUUGACCACUGUAUAUAAACUUCCAAAGUAACUGCUGAAUAGCAAGUGUAAUGUUAUACCACUUUGUAAUAACUGACACUUAGCAAUAAAAGUAUGUCAAGUCAUGACGCAUGUGUCACCCCAUGUAUUAACUUACAUGGUACAUUUGUUUUGAUGUGUAAUGGGCAUGUGUCAUGUGUAAUCAUUGUUUCAAAUUACACAAACUACAGUUAUUCUGUUAGGCAUGUAACACAUUAUGGUGGCAGUAGUUGUAACAUUUUGGUGGCAGCAGUGGCAUAUUUAAACAAGUUAUUAUAAAAUUAGGGUAAUGAACAUUUUAUCAUCACUAUUUACCCUCACAAACUUCAGUUGUCAAACUCAUUAUGUUGGAUAUAUCUAAGAAAAUCAUUAAUCAUCAUAUAUUAUUAUCUAUGUAAGCAGUAUUAAUGUUGUGUAUAUAUAUAUAUAUAUAUUAUAUUUUUAACACACUUGAGAAGAAGAAAGAUGUUUUAAAAUCUUACAAUCAUUCCAUUUAAUAUUCAAUGCUUACUUUCAAUUCUAUACAUUUCCUUUAUUUGAUGUUUUUGAAUCCAAAAUAGUCAAUUAUGAAAGGCAUGUAGAAUUUAAAUUUGUGUGAGAUUUCAAUCUAGAUGCAUACAGUGAAGAAAAGAAAAGUUAUAUCCAAGACAUUGCUAAGUAUUGGUAAAACAUAAUCAUUGUUAGUUUUGUUCUCAGGCUGUAAAAUAUCAAUGAUUUAUAAAGAGAAGUUUUUAAAUCAUAAGUGUCAGGUGUGAUGGUGAUAUAAAUUAUGUCAUUAUUAUAUAAAAAGUUGUACAAAUUUAUGUAAAUAUUUAUUUUUAUGCCUUUCUACAGGAUAUUUGAAGAACUUUUGGAUUGGCCAAGUAUGACAAACAAAUAUAAGUCAUUGUAUUCCCUAUCCUUCAUGACAAUUUGAAAACAUCCCAUAAACUAUGUAAUAGGUACACAUUCAGUUAUACCAAGGAUGGAUUUUUCUGAACGUCAAGCUAUAUUUAUUUUUUUACAUUUUUCUUACGCUGUUAAAUCUGCUUAAACCAUUCCAUAACUUGAGUAUUAAUUUAUCUUAAAACUUGUAUAGGAAUGAAAGAUGAGUUAUAUACCUGUUUAAAUUAUGGUUCACAGUGUUUCAGCAUGGUGAGCAUUACUAUUUUGCUAAAAUGUUCUAUUGAAAAUACAGAUGAAACUGGAACUAAAUCGGGCUUCUAUGGUGUUGCUAAAUAUUCAUUAGUAGUUUUGAAUUUUUCUCUAAAAUGUAGAGCACUUGUUUGUUUUUUAAAGAAAAAAAUCAGAAUUGGUAUUUUGUUUAAUUGAAUUUAAAUUUUUGUUUAUAUGAAAUCCCAUUACUUGUUUAUGCUCACUAACAAUAGUUACAUAAUAUAUAUGUGUUUGUAGUAACUUGCUAAACCUGUGUUAACCUGGAGACACAAAAAAACAUACGACUAAGAUUGAUCGUGAGUCAUGAACAAUUCAGUAUCCUUACGAUAAAUCUUAGUCACAAAUACUUUUGUGAAAUUUACUCCACAUAAUUACUGUUCAGACAGUUUGUUGCUAUUAAUUUGUUAUAGAUUCUAAGUUUUUUAAGCUGAAGUUAUCUAAAACAAGACACUGUAUAUUGGGAUCCCUUUGUGUGUGAAGGUUGUGUAUUAUUUUUAUGUAAUGCUCAAGUAGACUAGAUUUUUUUAUAAUCAUAAUCAGACUAUAUUCCUGCACAGUGUGGUGCUUAAUGUUGUUAAUUGCAAUAUGUAUACAUGUAUUAGUGUAUGUGAAAUGUUUAUUAAAUGUAUGUUAAAAAAGAACGCAUUGUUAAUAGUCAUAAUGUUUGAUACAGGCAUGAUGUUGUUAUUUAUCAAGUCAUAUAUGAUUUUGUAUGUUUCAUAAAACCAAGUGUUGUGAUUUGGUUGUUAUAUCUAAUGGAGCAAAUAACAAAAAGUUUAACAAAUGAUAUCUAUUAACCCUAAUUCUAAGUAAGAUUUACAAGAGUUCGGUAUGAGAACACGAAAAUAACCUACAACAUUUCUUUGAAAUUCUAAAACAAAAUCAUGUAACAUUUUACAAAAUAAUGCAUUAUCGAGAUAAUUGAUUUACAAUUUUUUUGAAUUUUGGUUUGAUUAUUGUUAAUUUUCAUUGAUUUUUGUUUACCAUCAGCAUAGAUUAGAAAAUCUGUCAUCUUUUAAGAAAGUUUUUUUUUAAUAUACACCAGUUUAAAAGAUUGACAUUUUAUAGAAGCUUAAUUUACAAGUGCUGUUAUCUUGAGAAUUGACAUUAAAAUGUUACAAAAGUAGAGAAACAAAACAAUGUCUAUAUGAUUGCUAACUACAUUAUUUUAUAUACUAUUUAUAAUGUUAGAUACUGUAGUUCAUCAUUUCGUUUUCAAAAUCAUUCUUUCUAAUAAAACCAAUAUACCUUUG